GGGCUGCGGCUGGGUUCGCGGCGGCUGCGGCUGCUCUGGAGGCGGCCGGCUCGACAGCUCGCCCGCCGGCGGUCCGCCGCCGCCGUCGCGAGCAGUCGCGAAGCGACAGCGCAGAGCGGGCUGGCGGUGACCAGCUGGAUUUUCGCGACGCCCCCUCCCGCGGCAACGCCAUCCAGGCGGUGGCCGACGGGCGCCCAGGCACGCUGUGCGACGAAGCGAUUGCCCAGAUCGCGCGUGUCAUGGGCCUGCGGGAGGGGGCGGACGGGCAGAGGGUUCGCCCUCGCAUCAGGGGCUACCUCCAGGCCGUGGUGUUCGGCCACCACCCGAUCCACUCGGUCGGGGAGCGGGCGGUGCGCGAGCUCCAGACGCUGGCGGCAGCGAUGGACCUCCUCGAAGACGGGUCGCUGGCGUCGGUCGCGGACACGCUGAUGCAGCGGUUCAAGGCGCUGGAGAUGGCGCUGAACGACGGCAACUGGUACAUCGCCAACGAGCUGGAGGUGGUCGAGGGGAUCCGCCCGACGCUCGCCUCCCGCGACGAGCAGGAGUCGGCGCGGAGGUCGGCGAUGCUGCGGCGGCGGCUGGAGGAGGGCGGAGCCGCGGGCGUGGGGGCGACCCCGCUCGCCGCCGUCGGCCCUUCAUGGCGACGAGGCGUGGCGCUGCCCGCCCUGGAGGAGCUGCGGCGGCCGCGGGCCAGGCUGCCAGCGGGCUGGCGGAUCCCGCAGCCGCUCGCGAGGACGGCCCGCGGGGACAGCCCCCACCCUGGCGCUGCGGCGGCGCCGGGCCGCGCGGCGCUGCUGGGCGCUCCCGAAGUCCGCGCCUUCCGUCAGGACCAGCCAGCAGCGCAGGUCGGCGGAGAGGAGGCGGCGCGCGCGGAGGCAGUGUGGCCAGACGCUGGCGCCACCCUGGCGGAGCUCUUCCGCAGGUGGCAGGAGAAGGCUGGGGCGGCUGCCGAGCCCUUCCGCCGGCCGCUAGAUGCGGGCCCGACCCUCGAGGAGCUGAUGCGGGAGUUUCCAGGGUCGCUUCGGGUCUACGUGGGCAGGUUUAUGCACAGCGGGCAUCGGCCAACUAGACGGGGGCGGCUGCAGCGUGACCUGCUGCCGCUACCCUGUCCUGAUCUCGAAGCUUCGGACUUCACCGUGGAGGAGAAGAUUGACCCAGGCGACCUGACCUCGCUGCAGUCUCGCUUGAGGGUGAUCGUGAUGGCUAUGAAUUGGGAGGCUGGCUACCGUCACCUGAAGUGGGCGGACGUCUGCGGGCUGGAGCCGAACACAGCCCAGCGCUCGGCCCUCCUCGGGAUUGCGCGGCGCAUCUACUCGAGCGUUGCGCCCGAGCCCGCCAUGGCCGAGACCCUCGACUGGUCCGAGAAGCUGAAGGACCGGGCCAUCGCGUACGACGGCUCGGAGAUCUCCACGCCGAGCAAGAUCACGCUGGAGCAGAUCGAGGGCGGCCUGCCGCCUGCGGGGGCAGCCGCCUCCAUCGAGGCCGCGGACCUCGCCACGGGCUUCGUGCGGGCGGCGCUGCUGGACCCCUCCCUGGUCCUCUUGCCGCCGGCUCAGAGGCGCCCUGCGCCGACCUCGACGCGCGUCUGGGCGACGGCGCAGGAGUGGGAGCAGGUGGUGAGUGCCCUGCUUGCACGCGGGAUGGUUGGCCCGAUCGACGAGGACGAGAUCGCAACCAGAGACGGGGUCCCCUUGAUCAACGGGGCCUUCGGCGCGGCGAAGGUGCACGACGCGCCAGUCCGCUGCGGCGAUGGCGAGGAGCGGCCCGUCUUUUGGCUCAUCGUCAACCUGAUCCCCGCGAACGCGUGCCAGCGCGCCAUCGCGGGGGACACCCCCGUCAUGCCGACGAUGGGGCAGCUGAACGGGCUGGUGCUGGCUCCAGGGGAGCAGCUGCUCUGGAGCGGGGCGGACCGCAAGGCGUUCUUCUACGUCUUCAGGGCGCCCCCCGCCUGGUGGCCCUACAUGGCGCUGGGACCGCCGGUGCCUCGGCGGCUGGUGGGCGGCAGCGGCGACGGGCUGACCCGCAUCGCGCUGAGGGUCAUCGGCAUGGGCUGGAUCAGCGCGGUCGGGGUCACGACGCACCUCCACCGCAACAUGCUGAGGCGGUCGGCCCUGGUCCCCCGCGGACUGCCGCCUGCGGCCGAGGUGGUGCGCACCCGCCGCCUGCCUGCGGAGGCCCAGGCAGACGGCAUCGCGAUGUGGUUCAUCUACAUCGACAACCUCGAGAUCGCGGAGAUCGUGUCGAGUGAGGAGGCCGUCAAGUUGAAGGGGGCCAUCCCCGAACUGCUGAGCCGGGCGUCGGCCUGCUACGAGGAGGCUAAGUCUCCGGGAUCGCCGGGGAAGGAUGUCCACCGCGCCCAGCAGGUGUCCACGCUGGGGGACCUCGUGGAUGGCGCGGCUGGCGUGCGGCGGCCGCCGCUGGGCUACGUCACGGAGCUCACGAGCCUGACGUUGUGGUUCCUAGCGAAGAAGCGCCCGAGCAGGCGCCUGGCGCAGAUCCUGCUGGGGCGCUGGGUUCGCGUGCAGUGCUACCGGAGGCCGCUCGCCGCCGCCUUCGUGAAUGCUUGGAAGUGGCUGGCGUCGGGCCGCUCGGGCGGGCUCGUCACUGUGGGCGUCGCCGAGGACCUGCUGAUGGCGGCCGCGCUCGCACCGCUCAGCGUGGCGGACAUGCGGCUGACCGUCGACCACCUCGUGACGGCGUCCGACGCCUCAGAGGCCGCGGGGGCAAUCGUCUACUCCCAGGGGCUGUCGGACAUGGGCCGUGCCCUUGGGGCUAGAGGCCCGCGGGCGCUCAACCCCGCCUGCGAGGAGGGCGUCGCUCUGAUUUCGGUCUUCUCUGGGAUCGACGGGGCGCGCCGGGCCUUCGAGAUCCUGGGCCUGGUCCCCGCGGCGCACCUGUCCUUCGAGGUUGUCGCCGAGGCUGUGCGGGUGGCUCGACGAGCGUACCCCAGCACCGUGCACCUGGGAGACGCCACGGUGCUCGUGAUCGGGGGCUUCCCGUGCCAGGGCUUCACGGUGCUGAACGUGGCCCGUGAGGGGAGCGCGGACCCGAGGUCGCAGCCGGUGGGCCACAUGUGGAGGCUCAUCGAGGGGCUGAGGCGCGAGCUGCCCGAGGCCACGGUGGACUUCCUCGGGGGGAACGCGGCGUCCAUGGCGGAGGGCGAGGUCCUGGCCUUGAACAAGAUGUUCGGCCGGGUGCCGGUGUCCCUCGACGCCGCGGACCUGGGCUGGGUCCGCCGCCCGCGGCUGUACUGGCUGUCGUGGGACCUGCUGCCCUCCUUCGAGAUGACGGCCGAGAUGAAGGCGGCGGCGGAUGGUGCCCGGCCGCGGGCCUGCCGGGUGCGCCUGGUGACGGAGCUGCCGCCUGUCUCGGAGUGGCUGCCGCGCGGGGCCACCUGGCCCGGGGCCGCCGAGGACGGCCGCCUGCCGACCUUCGUGCGCUGGGCGCCUCGGAGCUCGCCUCGGCCGCGGCCCGCGGGGCUCCGCCAGUGCACGGCGAAGGAGGUGGCGCGCUGGACAGCAGCGGGCUACGCAGCCCCGCCCUACCAGUUCCGGGACUGCUUCUGCCUGCACUGGGCGGAUGGGCGCAAGGAGCCGCCGCGGGCAGUGGAGCGCGAGGUGUUGAUGGGGUUCAGGCGGGGCCGCGCCGUGCCCUGCAUGAGCAGCUCCGCCGCCAAGAGCGACCCCGAGCGCUUCGAGGCCCUGCGGCGGUCGCUCGUGGGCAACUCCUUCCAGUGCGAAGUCGUGGCCUGGCUGCUGAGCCACUGGGCGGUGCACCGCGCGCUGCUGGUGGCGGUGCCGUCCCUGCGGAGCCUCCACGAGAGCUCGAGGAGCUGGUCGAUGGGCCGCAAGCUGUGGGCCGGCGACGUGGAGACGCUGCGGUGUGGGCGCGAGGCCGUGUGCGAGGAGAACCUGCACCUGCUGGAGGCGGCUGGCCGCGUGCCUGCGGCUGGUGAUGGGCAGCUGCCGCGGGCCGUCUACGUCGGCCGCGGGUCGCGCCGCUGGGGGCUCGCCCCCUCCAAGUGGGGGAACCCGUACCCUGUGGUGCCGGGGCGGGCGGCCGGCGACGCCGUGGCGCUAUUCGCGGGUUGGUUGCGCUCCCAGCCCAAGCUCCUGGACCAGCUGGGAGAGUUGGAAGGGGCUCGGCUGCUCUGCCACUGCCCCUCGGGCCAGGCCUGCCACGCGCACGUGCUGCUGGCCGAGCUGGAGCAGCGUGGCAAGGGGUGCGCGCGGCCCUUCCUGGAGCACCAGAGGGUGGUGGCCUCGCUGGUGAUGACGUGCCACCACUCGGGCGCUGACCUUCGAGUGGAUACCGAUGCAGAGACGUAUGGCAAGAUGUUCCCACGGCAAGAGAUCGACGCUGGCAUUUGGAAGUGGAAGGUCGCACGCCAGCUCGUUUGGCAGGACCAAGCCAAGCACAUCAAUGCGUUAGAGUGCGAG
Molecule: messenger RNA, 4439 nt
Organism: Prorocentrum cordatum
Lineage: Eukaryota; Dinophyceae; Prorocentrales; Prorocentraceae
Source: the annotation of a GenBank genome assembly